This is a messenger RNA of Closterium sp. Yama58-4, 882 nucleotides long. The record is from the annotation of a GenBank genome assembly. Lineage: Eukaryota; Viridiplantae; Streptophyta; Zygnematophyceae; Desmidiales; Closteriaceae.
AUGGGUAUGGCUGCGCAGUUAGUUCCGCCACGGCUUCUGUUCCGUCAGCUGUUUGAAAAGGAAUCGAGCACCUACACCUUCCUGUUGGCCGACGAAACCGCACCGAAGCGACCCGGCGUGCUGAUUGACCCUGUUGACUUGACCGUUGACCGCGACGUGCGGCUAGCAGAGGAGCUCGGAGUGACUCUUCGUUUCGCCCUCAAUACUCAUGCACACGCAGACCACGUGACUGGAACCGGCCUGCUAAAGAAACGGGUACCAGGCAUCAAGUCCGUCAUUUCGGCUGCAAGCGGAGCUCGCGCUGACGUGUUGGUGGGUCACGGUGACGUCAUACCCUUUGGAAGAUUUGGUCUCCAGGUUCGGUCGACUCCAGGCCACACGAAUGGGUGUGUGACGUACGUCUUGGUGGAGCGUGCCGAGACUGCAGUACCCUUUUCAGCAGCACUAGAGAACUCUCCCGAGGGCAAUGUUUGGAGGGAAAGCACUGGGGGCUUGUAUGGCCUGGGAAUUGCUGGGUUUUCCUUCGACAAGCUUAUAACGAGGAUGGCAUUCACUGGAGAUGCAUUGCUUAUCAGAGGAUGUGGACGGACAGACUUUCAGGAAGGAGAUGCUGCUCAGCUGUACCGUUCAGUCCACAGUCAGAUAUUGUCACUUCCACCGGACACGCUGCUGUACCCAGCGCACGACUACCAAGGCCGAACUGUUACAUCAGUGGAAGAGGAGCGAAAAUACAAUCUAAGGCUGACAAAGGGCGAGGAAGCAUUUAAGGCUAUCAUGGAUGGCUUGGGAUUGGCACCACCAAAGAAGCUCAAGGAGGCACUUCCAGCUAACAUGGCUGAUGGGGUGGUUGAAGAACAAAAUGCCACCAUUCUUGCUGCUUGA